This is a messenger RNA of Equus caballus (horse), 1291 nucleotides long. RefSeq names its product very-long-chain 3-oxoacyl-CoA reductase-B-like. Lineage: Eukaryota; Metazoa; Chordata; Mammalia; Perissodactyla; Equidae. Gene Ontology annotation, cellular component: endoplasmic reticulum. Gene Ontology annotation, molecular function: oxidoreductase activity. The record is from RefSeq and is a predicted model, not a curated record.
CGGGGCUAACCCGGAGUUGGCAGGCCAGCGUUCAAAUCGCUGCUCCCGGAGGCAGCCUCCUAGUUUUGUCCUCAGGUCUGGUGACCCGUUGCUGGGGGCUGCGAUGGAGUCGGAGUGGGACGCGCUGAGGGCGCUGGGGGCGGUUACCGCCUUGUGGCUGCUGCUGAGGGUGACCUGGGAGGUGGGCCACUUAGUCUAUGUCUACCUGCUGCCCCAGGCACGCCGGGGCGCCCCUUGGCUCCGGGCACAUGGAGCCUGGGCAGUGGUGACAGGAGCCACCAGCGGCAUUGGCAAAGCCUAUGCGCACGAGCUCGCCAGGAGAGGUCUGAACAUUGUCCUCAUCAGUCGAAGCCUGAGCAAGUUGGACUACGAGGCAAAGGAGAUAGAGCGGCUUCAUGGCAGGAUCACACGAGUCAUCCAGGCCGACUUCACCGGGGGCCUGGAGAUCUACGGCGCCAUCGAGGCAGGACUGAAGGACCUGGAGAUCGGAGUGUUGGUGAACAAUGUGGGCAUGCUGUAUACACCUGGCUUCAAGAAACUGCUCGACUGUGACAAUGUCGCCAAAAGACUCUCGGAUGUUGUAAACUGCAACGUGAUGUCUGUGGUCCAGAUGACUGCAAUUGUCCUGCCCCAGAUGGUCGCCAGGGGCAAAGGCAUCAUCAUCAACAUCUCUUCGUUAUCUGACAGGAGACCCUGUCCAUUUUUAGCAGCAUAUGCAGCCUCUAAGGCCUUUGUGCGAAGCUUCUCCCGGGCGGUGGGCGCAGAGUACUUCUCUCAGGGCGUCGACGUACAGACAGUGAGCCCCUACACGGUUGCCACAAACAUGACCCGUGACGUGAGCUUCGGAAAGAAUGCCGAAGACUUUGCUCGGGAGGCGCUGGACACUCUUGGCCUCACCUCGCAAACGCCUGGGUGCCUGAGCCACGCUUUGCAGAGUUUCCUGCUGCCUCUGCUGCCCAGUUGGUUUUCUCUCUCGCGCUGGGGAGUGAAGUUGACAUCUCUGUGGGCGAACAGGCUUAACGAGAAGUUCGCGAAUUAAAGGCAUUGAAGAGGCGUGGCCGCUUGUCCAUCCUCCCCCGCCCCCCAAUCCCGGGCCAGAGCUGUCGUUGUUAGCAAAGAUGUCCCACCCGGGAGAACAGACAGACAGGCAGGCCAAUGGAACAGAACUGGACCCCCCGAACACCUGCACAUUUGGUGACAACUGCAGAUCUCAAACCUCUAAUGGGAAGAUGGAGUAUUCAAUAUGUGGCGUUUGGGGAAAAACAAAAAAUAUACAUAUAAUUGUAGCGGU